AUGGCCUCAACUGAAACCGCCAGCUUAAGCUCUCUGGAGCGGUAUCGUCGUAUUAUAUAUGUGAUUCGUUUGUGCGCUCGCAUCUGUGGCGCGGAUAUUUCCUCGCCGGAUUGGCACUGGAGCUGGCUCACUAGAUUGAUCGUUUCACUGUGCUUAUGCUUCUACAUUGGCACAUUCUACACUAUUUAUGUGGGCGUGAUUGUUCACAAGGAUUGGACCAUUUUAAUGGACGCCGCUUGCUGUCUAGGAGCUGGUGUCCAGGGAUUGACGAAGUUGUUCUGCGUAAUAGCACAUCGCCAUGCGCUGCGCGAAUCGCAGGAGUUUCUGGAUGCCACCUUUAUGGAGUAUGAGCAGAAGCAUAUGGGAUACCAGCAGGUGCUGAUGGAUGGCAUUGCCAUGACAAUGCGUGGCAUCAAUUCAUUCGUAGUUUUCAAUUGUGUCGCCCUCCUCGUUGUUAUUGCGAUACCCGCGACGUACUAUAUUCUUUACAAUGAAAAGCAUGUGAUUAUCCAGUUUCUUCUACCCGGCAUCGAUCCCAACACCAACACUGGUUUUCUAAUUCUAAGUGGUAUUCAUAUCGGGUUACUGUCCCUCGGGGCAUUUGGCCAAUUUGCUGGAGAUAUGUACCUCUUCGUUUUCAUCAACAAUCUGCCGAUGCUAAAGAACAUACUCGGCUGCGGGUUGCAGGAUCUGAACGAUUUAUUGGACGACAACUGCAGCCAGGCAGAACUGCAUGCCGAAAUGGUGAAAAUUGUGAAUCUGCAUCAGCAAUAUUUGAGGUUACUGGAGCAUACGCAGCGCAUUUUCUUUCAUCCCAUAUUUGUGCAGAUCUUUGCGACCGCCUCCGGCAUACUCUGCACCAUGUUCUGCAUGCUGAUCGGUGUAUGGCCGGGAGCUCCAGCCUACUUGGGCUACAGCAUUGUUACCCUCUAUUUCUACUGCGGCCUGGGCAACAUUGUCGAGUUAUCGAACGAAGAUUGCUGCACCAUCAUCUACACGAAGUGCCAAUGGUAUCGGCUGCCAAUCCCGUAUCAGAAACUGCUGCUGUUCAUGCUGCACAAAUCGCAGGACGUGCAGAAUCUAACAAUUGGCAACAUGAUGCCCCUGUCGAUGAACACGGCUGUGCAGUUGUCAAAGGCGAUCUAUAGUAUCCUGAUGUUGUUGCUGAGUAGCGAAUAA
Molecule: messenger RNA, 1179 nt
Organism: Scaptodrosophila lebanonensis
Lineage: Eukaryota; Metazoa; Arthropoda; Insecta; Diptera; Drosophilidae
Product: odorant receptor 67d-like
Exons: 3
Coding region: 1-1179 (392 amino acids)
Biological process (GO): sensory perception of smell; detection of chemical stimulus involved in sensory perception of smell
Cellular component (GO): plasma membrane
Molecular function (GO): olfactory receptor activity; odorant binding
Source: RefSeq, a predicted model, not a curated record